AUGACUUUUGCAGGCGAAACCACAAGAAGAAGAACAAGCUCAAGCUGCUGCUCAUUGAUGAAGAGACUAUCUGGCAGAAGAGCCCAGUCAUCAUCUUCCAAGCUAGACAUCCUCGGCCAGCGCUACAAAACAGACAGCUGGACCAACGUCUCCUCUGCCAUCCUCCCUCUCCUCCCACGCAAGCUGCAUCUGCAACAAAACCACCCGAUUGCCAUCCUCCGUGCCCAGAUAGAGUCACAGCUACCAGCAUCCCUCUAUACCCGCUAUAAUGACUUUUCACCAGCCGUCACCGUCCAUCAAAAUUUUGACUCACUUGGCUUUCCCGCUGACCAUGUCGGUCGUUCAAAGAGUGAUACCUACUACAUCAACCAGCAUACAGUCCUCAGAACACAUACCUCGGCGCAUCAAGCAGAUUGUUUCCGAAGCUGCAAUACAGCAGGCUUCCUCAUCUCUGCUGACGUGUAUCGACGUGAUGAAAUCGAUCGUUCACACUAUCCAGUUUUCCAUCAAAUGGAAGGUGCACGGAUCUGGAAAGCAUCAGCAGGCUUAGCACAAGAGAUUGAUGCAGAAUUGGCUACCCUGCCAGCCUUGUCGAUUGUGGUUGAAGAUGAGAAUCCACCAAACCAUGCAGGCAAUCCAGUUCAACCUGAGCAUGAACGUUUGCAAAGUGAAGCUGUUGCGCGGCAUUUGAAACGGACGAUUGAGGGAAUUGCUGCAAAAGUCUUCCAAACAGCUGCUGAGAGAACACAAGCUAUUGACAGAGAACCGCUCAGGGUACGCUGGAUUGAAGCAUACUUCCCCUUCACCAGUCCAUCUUGGGAACUCGAAGUGUUCUGGGAGGGCGAAUGGCUCGAAUUGUGCGGUUGUGGCGUUGUGCGACAUGCUCUUAUGACAGGCGCGGGCAAGCAAGACCAUAUCGGCUGGGCAUUCGGCUUAGGCUUGGAACGCAUUGCCAUGGUCUUAUUCGGGAUUCCUGAUAUUCGACUCUUUUGGUCACUCGAUGAACGUUUCUUGUCGCAAUUCGCUCAAGGUCUCAUUACUGCCUUUCAGCCAUACAGCAAGUACCCUGGCACGUUCCAGGAUGUUUCCUUUUGGACAUCUGAAGCAUUCCAGGAGAAUGAUUUCAUGGAGAUUAUCCGCAGUGUUGGUGGUGACUUGAUUGAGAAUGUCAAGCAAGUGGAUCACUUCAAGCACCCAAAAACGGGUAAGACAAGUUUGUGCUAUCGCAUUCAUUAUCGAUCCAUGGAUAAGUCAUUGUCAAUGGAUGAAGUGAAUGUCUUGCAAGACAAGAUUCGGGCCUUGUCCACGGAAACGCUGGGCGUCCAGUUGAGAUGA
Protomyces lactucae-debilis is the source of this 1335-nucleotide messenger RNA. RefSeq names its product mitochondrial phenylalanyl-tRNA synthetase alpha subunit, active as a monomer. Lineage: Eukaryota; Fungi; Ascomycota; Taphrinomycetes; Taphrinales; Protomycetaceae. Gene Ontology annotation, molecular function: phenylalanine-tRNA ligase activity; tRNA binding; ATP binding. The transcript has 2 exons. The record is from RefSeq and is a predicted model, not a curated record. Gene Ontology annotation, biological process: phenylalanyl-tRNA aminoacylation. Gene Ontology annotation, cellular component: mitochondrion; cytoplasm. Bases 1 to 1335 code for a protein of 444 amino acids.